Molecule: messenger RNA, 4540 nt
Organism: Balaenoptera acutorostrata (minke whale)
Lineage: Eukaryota; Metazoa; Chordata; Mammalia; Artiodactyla; Balaenopteridae
Gene: MRTFA
Product: myocardin related transcription factor A
Exons: 14
Coding region: 201-3500 (1099 amino acids)
Biological process (GO): smooth muscle cell differentiation
Source: RefSeq, a predicted model, not a curated record
UGUUUUCCAGGAGACUUACUGAUUCUGACCUUCUGCUGUCACUGCUUUUAAUGCCACACUCCCUAAGUAAACUUGGGAUCUAGCUGUUCUUGCAACCCUUAGGGCUACAGAAAUGAAGUGCCCACUUUAACUUAAAGAGCAGUGCUAAUCAAAUCUUCUGCAAAUAAUAAACGGCCUCUUUAAAGAGUGAGGGGAGGAGAAUGAGUUUGUUGCAGCACUGGCCUUUGGAGUCCCACAUCUCCCCCAGGCUGGAGGAGAAGACCAAGAUUUAUCAACCCACCUGCAGGAUUCUGCCACUCUCAUGGAUUGUCCUGAAGCCGGGAAAGGACAGCUACUCAGCAGUGUGCCUGGCCCCUUAUCACAGUUUACGGGAAGUGCUGCAGUUGAAGCUCCAGCAGCGCCGGACUCGGGAGGAACUGGUGAGCCAAGGGAUCAUGCCGCCUUUGAAAAGUCCAGCUGCAUUUCAUGAGCAGAGAAGGAGCUUGGAGCGGGCCAGGACAGAGGACUACCUGAAGCGGAAGAUUCGUUCCCGGCCGGAGAGAUCGGAGCUGGUCAGGAUGCACAUUUUGGAAGAGACCUCGGCCGAGCCUUCCCUGCAGGCCAAGCAGCUGAAGCUGAAAAGAGCCAGGCUGGCCGAUGACCUCAACGAGAAGAUUGCGCAGAGGCCUGGCCCCAUGGAGCUGGUGGAGAAGAAUAUCCUGCCUGUGGAGUCUAGCCUGAAGGAAGCCAUCAUUGUGGGCCAGGUGAACUACCCGAAAGUAGCAGACAGCUCCUCCUUCGAUGAGGACAGCAGCGACGCCUUAUCUCCUGAGCAGCCUGCCAGCCAUGAGUCCCAGUCGGUGCCGUCACCCCUGGAAGCCCGAGUCAGCGAGCCGCUGCCCAGUGCCGCCUCUGUGUCCCCCGCUCAGGUCUUGUCUCAACUCCCCGUGGGCCCAGAGUCUGCAGAAACAGUCUUCCUGGCGGAGCAGCCUCCGCCGCUGCCCAUCCUCGCCAACGGAACCACGGUCGCCACCGCCAAGCCCCUCCCCACGCUCAUUAAGCAAAGCCAACCCAAGUCUGCCAGUGAGAAGUCGCAGCGCAGCAAGAAGGCCAAGGAGCUGAAGCCGAAGGUGAAGAAGCUCAAGUAUCACCAGUACAUCCCCCCGGACCAGAAGCAGGACAAGGGGGUGCCCCCCAUGGACUCCUCCUACGCCAGGAUCCUGCAGCAGCAGCAGCUCUUCCUGCAGCUCCAGAUCCUCAAUCAGCAGCAGCAGCAGCACUACAACUACCAGACCAUCCUGCCCGCCCCGCCCAAGCCAGCAGGGGAGGCUCUGGGAAGCGGUGGGGCCCCCCUGACGCGCAGCCUUUCCGCUACCAGCAGCAGUUCCGGCUCGGGCGCCCCUGGGCCCAGUGGGCUGGUACGUCAGAACAGCACCUCGUUGACUGGCAAGCCGGGGGCCCUGCCUGCCAACCUGGACGACAUGAAGGUGGCAGAGCUGAAGCAGGAGCUGAAGUUGCGGUCACUGCCCGUCUCGGGCACCAAGACAGACCUGAUUGAGCGCCUGCGCGCCUACCAGGAGCAAGUCAGUCCCACCACUGGAGCACCCAAGGCCCCCGCCGCUGCCUCCGUCCUGCCCAAGGCUGGCGAGGUGGUGGUCGCCUUCCCCGCGGCCCGGCUAAGCACAGGGCCCACCCUGGUGGCAGCGGGCCUGGCCCCGGCUGAGGUGGUGGUGGCCACGGUGACCAGCAAUGGAGUGGUGAAGUUUGGCAGCACGGGCUCCACACCCCCUGUGUCUCCCACCCCCUCAGAGCGUUCACUGCUCAGCACAGGCGACGAGAACUCCACGCCCGGGGACACCUUUGGCGAGAUGGUGACGUCGCCAGUGACCCAGCUCACCCUGCAGGCCUCGCCGCUGCAGAUCCUGGUAAAGGAGGAGGGCCCCCGCGCUGGGUCCUGCUGUCUCAGCCCUGGGAUGCGGGCAGAGCUGGAGGGGCGUGACAAGGACCAGAUGCUUCAGGAAAAGGACAAGCAGAUCGAGGAGCUGACCCGCAUGCUUCGGCAGAAGCAGCAGCUGGUGGAGUGGCUCAGGCUGCAGCUGGAGCAGGAGAAGCGGGCCCAGCAGCCCACGCCGGCCCCGGCCCCGGCCCCGGCCACGCUUGGUGCCGCAGUGAAGCAGGAGAACAGCCUUGCCAGCUGCCAGCUGAGCAGGCAGCCCCCGGGCCCUGAUCACCCCUUCGGCCCCAGCCUCGCGGGCCCCACUGCCCACCAUGUAGACACUUGUACCCUGGUGCCCUCGGCCGUGGUGGUGAAGCAGGAAGCCGUGCUGCCCGAGCCUGAACCAGUCCCGGCCCAGGUCACUCUUGGCCCCUCAGUGAAGCAGGAGAACAGCCUUGCCAGCUGCCAGCUGAGCAGGCAGCCCCCGGGCCCUGAUCACCCCUUCGGCCCCAGCCUCGCGGGCCCCGCUGCCCACCAUGUAGACACUUGUACCCUGGUGCCCCCGGCCGUGGUGGUGAAGCAGGAAGCCGUGCUGCCCGAGCCUGAACCAGCCCUGGCCCCGCAGCUGCUUCUGGGCCCACAGGGCCCCAGCCUCAUCAAGGGGGUCACACCUCCCACGCUCCUCACUGACUCCACAGGGACCCACCUUGUCCUCACCGUGACCAAUAAGAAUGCAGACGGCCCUGGCCUGGCCAGCGGGAGCCCCCAGCAGAGAGGCCAGCUGUCCCCCACCAAGGUGACAUUGUCAGCUGGCUCCCUGCUGCUGCCACCCUCGCAGCCCAGACCCUCAACUCAGCCUGGUCCAAAGCUCUUGUCCCAGCCUGGCUCUCCAGCCCCUAGCCCCCCAGGCCAGAGGGACCUGGAGCACCCGCCACAGCCCCUUUUUGGGCCCCGCACUUCUCUGCCGAAGAAGGAGCCACCUGGCUAUGAGGAAGCUGUGAGCCAGCAGCCCAGACAGCAGGAAAAUGGUUCCUCAAGCCAGCAGAUGGAUGACCUGUUUGACAUUCUGAUUCAGAGUGGAGAGAUCUCAGCAGAUUUCAAGGAGCCAGGGAAAGAGAAGUCCCCCCUGACAGCAGCCUGCGGGUCACCCCUGGCCACACAGCCGUCACCGUCCGCCGAGCUCCCUCAGGCUGUCCCGCCUCCAUCCGGCUCGCCGGCCCUCCCUGGGCGCCUGGAGGAUUUCCUGGAGAGCAGCACAGGGCUGCCCCUGCUGACCGGCGGGCACGAGGGGCCAGAGCCCCUCUCCCUCAUCGACGACCUGCACAGCCAGAUGCUGAGCAGCUCUGCCAUCCUGGACCACCCCCCCUCCCCCAUGGACACUUCGGAAUUGCACUUUGCGCCUGAGCCCAGUGGCGUGGGCCUGGACCUGGCUGAUGGCCACCUGGACGGCAUGGACUGGCUGGAGCUGUCGUCGGGCGGGCCGGUGCUCAGCCUGGCCCCGCUCAGCACCACGGCCCCCAGCCUCUUCUCCACAGACUUCCUCGACGGCCACGACUUGCAGCUACACUGGGAUUCCUGCUUGUAGCUCUGGGGGCUGCAGAGCCGGGGGCUGGGAGGGCUGGAAAGUCGGAGACCUUGGGAACUCCAGGGAGCUCAGCGCUCUCCUGCCUGAUGCAGCCUCUCCACGUGGUCGUGAGUCCUGACAAUCACAGGCCCUGCUUUCCCCUCCGUGGGAGGCCGGAGGAGGGUGUCCCCACACCUGGCUCUGGCUCACCAAGGAGAAGAGCUUCCAAGAAGCAGCUCUGGGUCCCACCCUGGGGUUUUGGAGGCCUGGAUGGGCCAGGGGCUUCUAUUUGACCUCCUUUUGUGAGGUCGGGGUGCACUUGCCUGCUGCAGUUUGCUCAGGAGGCGAGGCUGAAGCAGGGCAAGGGGUGCAUGUCCUUCCUUCUCUCCCCCUUCCCUGCAAGGGAAGGAACUGGCUGGGCCUCUACCUCACCACCCUCGUGAUGCCAACACCACUGACCCAGGCUUCCCGGGAGGGGGGCUCCCUGCCAUGUUAGUGUCUUGGUGUAGUGUAACCAUUUAGUGGUUGGUGGCAAACGUUUUCUGUACAGGUGUAUAUACCUCUAUAUUAUAUAUCGCCAUACAUAUAUACACAUAUAUCUUGGGGGGGGGGGGAGGUGAAUGCAGCCCCCCGCCCCCGUUCUGCUCUGUGCACACGGAAGGGCCUGAAGCCACCGCUCCCAGGGCUGAACACAGCUAACCCUGGCCCCACCCAUCACUUGUAUUUGACAUGUAGACGCCUCAUCACAGCCUGUGCUGCACCUGUCCUGCUUCCUGCUCCUUAUCAGUGCCACGAGGGCGGAGGUGCUUCCUGGCCACCUGCCCACAUUCCGUCCCGCUGCCUCACUGCAGCCACCACGGCCCUGGGACAGCAGUGGAGCCAGAGGUGGCCCUCAAGCUAUGGCCUCCUCCUGCCCUGGGGCCUGGCCUCCUUUCUGGCCUGUCAUUGUCAUUCAUAGGGGAUCAGGGAUGGAGUCACCAGAACCAGUGCUGGGACAGAGGUGGGAAAGCUGUGUGAACUUUUUAAAAUAAAAACAAAAACCCCACUUGUUAGUCCAUCUC